Archocentrus centrarchus (flier cichlid) is the source of this 1569-nucleotide messenger RNA. RefSeq names its product HHLA1 neighbor of OC90 (gene hhla1). NCBI's taxonomy places the organism in Eukaryota, Metazoa, Chordata, Actinopteri, Cichliformes, Cichlidae. The coding region runs from base 1 to 1569 and encodes 522 amino acids. The transcript is spliced from 15 exons. The record is from RefSeq and is a predicted model, not a curated record.
AUGGCAGGCUCCUGGAGGCUCACACAGCAUCCACGCUUCUCCAUCAUAAUCUGUGUUUCUGCAGUUUUAAUACUCCUGCUCUUCAGCCAAGCGAUGAUCUCCAGACAACAGGAGGAGCGGCACAGGAGAGAAUUUGCUGACUCUACAGAAAUCCCGGCAGAGCACAUCGACCCUGCUGCCAUCGAUCUCACUCCGCUCGUCAAUACUUUAAUAAAUUCAAGCCACUCGGGCUCUCGGCAGCUCUUCUCUCUGCUCAGCGUGACGUCCUACAGCUCUCUGGCUCUGCACAAACUCACCCUGUUGGUCUACAACAUUUCCAGCAUGAGGAGUAUAGAAAGCAGCACGUUCAGGAGGAGAUUCUGCUACUGCGUCACAAACGACACCAACGAUUUAACAGAUUUUACAGCCAUACUGCUGGAUGUGAUGGGAAACUCAACAAGUUACCUGCAGGAGCUCUUUAAAUCCUCCUCCAUACUAUCAGUGAGCCAGAAGAAUAACUCAGACUGUAUCUACAUCUGCGUGAUGGCCGGUAAGAUGGGCAGAGAGGUGCCUGAGCUGUGGGAUGUCAGCUCCAUCACGCCGCUCUUCAACCAGACCAUCAUCGAAGGGCCGCACAGAGCCUUGAACAUCUCCUCCUUCCGACUCCCCGUCGAAUGGCACCAACUGCCCACCAAUCUGAGUCACAUGUCUCCGUCUGGGAUGAGCUCCGUGCUAACCAGCAGAGUCCAUUCAACUGCACAUGCUUCUCCAACAGCUGUGGAUGAAACAGCUGCAGCAACAGCGAAGGUCACCGCAGCUCAGCCACUCACAACAACUCGACAGCCGACAACCUUCACGCCUAAAAGUUACACUACAGCCAAAAUAACAGAGACGACACAACGAUCUACAGCACCAAGCAGGACAACAAAAGCAGGAACAACACAACGGGCGACCACACCGACUGUGGCAGCAUCUCAGAGCAGCCCUACAGAGGAAACAACUUUAUUACCAUUUACUACCUUAAAACAACCAACCAGCACCACUUCAUCAGCGCCGACUGCAGCAGCUCCGCCCACAGCAGCAGCUCGAUUAACCACAGUGCCAGGUAGAGCCACAACCUUCUCACCAGCGAUUAGUCUGACCCAGACACCAACAUCUAUAACCACAGCCGCCCACCACAUGAUGUCCACAGUUCAUCCCACAAGACUUUCACCGGCCCGAGCUUCAGCACCCACAGUAGCCAAGAGGACUUCAGGGUUUCUGAUUAGAAGAACUACAACUCCCAGCAAGGCAACAGAGAAACCAGGCUGUCCCUGGAGGAGGUCGGAGCUGACCGCCGAGUUCGUGUCCGGCAGCACGACCACCGUCGGCGCUCACAAGCUGCAGCCCUGCGUCCUCGAGCUGUGCAAGUUCUUCUCGCAGUGCCUGUGCAGACCCUUCAGCCACAAGACGCGCAUGAAAAGAUACUGUGACGACAGCCACCUCUGGUAUGAAAAACACACCUCUGAAGUGUGUCGGCGGGUCAGGAGGGUCUCCUUCUCCAAAAAUCUGAAACAGAGGUGCCUGACAAAGAUGUGCAAUAAACUGUGA